GGCUGGGGGAGGUUGGAGGAGGAGGUAGUGAGAGUGGAAGGUUCCUGGUCACAAGGCACCUGCAAGCAGGAAGCAAAGAGAGGGUAAAUGCUUGUGCUCAGCUCACUCCCUGCCUCUCAACUCCUUUUAUUCAGCCUGGGACCUCAUUGGAUGGUGCCACUCACAUUUGGGACCUCUUAACCUAGGUGUGGCUCCCAUGUGAUUCCAAGUCCACUCAUACUGACUAUUCAGGAGCUUAUGGGAAUGGAGUGGGCUGGGAGAAUAUGGAGCUGUUGAUAUGAUGCGCAUAGUGGGUCAGAUAAUUUUCUCUUUAAAAAUGGAAAUGUGGGUCUCUUGCUGCAGCAAAGCGAGUGGGAGUACCUGGUGCGCGAGCUUGGAACGAGAAUCCAGGAGUUGUAAGAAAAUGACAGACAAGCCGGACAUGGGGGAAAUCUCCAGCUUUGAUAAGGCCAAGCUGAAGAAAACCGAGACGCAGGAGAAGACCACCCUGCCGACCAAAGAGACCAUUGAACAGGAAAAGAGGAGUGAAAUCUCCUAAAAGCCUAGGAAGAUUUCCCCACCCCUUCAUCUCCAAGACCGCCUCGUGAUGUGGAGGAAGAGCCACCUGCAAGAUGGACGCAAGCCACAAGCUGCACUGUGAACCCGGGCACUCCUAGCCGAAGCCACCGGCCCGUGCGUCUCUGAAGGGGACCCCCCAACCCCGCAGACGCUAAACAGACUACCGAAUUGCACCGGUUUGCCCUGGGAUAUUAUCGAAAAUUAUUUGUAUGAUUGAUGAUAAUAAAACACACCUCGUGGCAAAAAAAAAAAAAAAAAGGAAAUGUGGAAAACCUCGUUUGGAAGAGAGAAUAAGGGGAAAUGAGCAAGUGUGCCUCUGUAUUGCUGGAGAGCUUAUCCCCUCCGUGAGCAAGAGAAGAGUGCUGCUUCCUUUCAGGUUAUUUAAGAAUACAGGCUGGUUGC
Molecule: messenger RNA, 960 nt
Organism: Rattus norvegicus (Norway rat)
Lineage: Eukaryota; Metazoa; Chordata; Mammalia; Rodentia; Muridae
Source: RefSeq, a predicted model, not a curated record